UCCCGGAAAUGACUUCACGACCGCCAGCUGGGCUUCCGCUCCUCCCGGAAGUGACGCGCGGAAGCCGGGCUCAGCGCCGCGGAGGGCCGCCGCCACCAUGGGCCGCGAGUUCGGGAACCUGGCGCGGGUGCGGCACGUGAUCUCCUACAGCCUGUCGCCCUUUGAGCAGCGCGCCUUCCCCAACUACUUCAGCAAAGGCAUCCCCAACAUGCUGCGCCGCACUCGAGAGCGCAUCCUGCGCGUGGCGCCGCCAUUUGUGGCGGUCUACCUGAUCUACACAUGGGGAAACCAGGAGUUCGAGCGGUCCAAAAGGAAGGAUCCAGCCAUGUAUGCAAACGACAAGUGAGCAGCAUGCAUCUGGAUGACAGUUUCCUGCCUUUGAAAGACCGUUCUCCAGGAGAGGAGUCUACACUGUAGUGUCUUGAAGACAAUAAACUACUUAUGGUCUUUC
This is a messenger RNA of Psammomys obesus (fat sand rat), 451 nucleotides long. Its product is annotated as cytochrome b-c1 complex subunit 8. The transcript has 3 exons. Gene Ontology annotation, biological process: mitochondrial electron transport, ubiquinol to cytochrome c. Bases 98 to 346 code for a protein of 82 amino acids. The record is from RefSeq and is a predicted model, not a curated record. Lineage: Eukaryota; Metazoa; Chordata; Mammalia; Rodentia; Muridae.